AGCCAAUAAAUUCAAGAAGAAGAAGAAAUGGCGUCUGGGCCGCCGUAGAAAUGAGUCGGGCUAUGUGGAGCUCCGUGCUGAUCACCGGCUGCAGCAGAGGAAUCGGUCUGCGGCUGGUCAGAGAGCUGGCUCACAGCAAUAACAGGCCGGCCACCAUCAUAGCGACAGCCCGCCAACCAUCCACGGCUUUGCAGCAGCUGUCAAAAACACACCCAGGCCUUCACAUUGUUACUUUAGAUGUUAGCCCGUCUCAGGGCAUCAGUUCGGCCUCUGAAGAGGUCCGGUCUAUUGUGGGAGAUACUGGACUCAACUGCCUGAUUAAUAAUGCAGCCAUUGGAUUCUCAACCAAUAUCAGCACUGUCACCCCAGAGUCCAUGAUGACCAUGUUCCAGGUCAAUGCUGUAGCUCCGCUCUUCAUAACAAAGGCCUUCAUGCCUCUGCUGCAGGCUGCUGCUGCCAGGUCCAGUGGGAUGGGGAUCCAUAGAGCAGCUGUCAUCAACAUGUCCUCUGUCCUCGGUUCCAUUACUUUGAACUGUGGCGAUGGCGCCAAAUACAAAAACUAUGCCUACGGAACCUCCAAGGCGGCUCUGAACAUGGUAACAAGGUGUCUAGCUGCAGAUUUGAAGUCCAGUGGAAUCCUCUGUAUGUCUCUGCACCCUGGCUGGGUGAAGACUGACAUGGGCGGUCCUAAUGCCGAGUUAACAGUAGAAGAGAGUGUUUCUGGAAUCCUGUCUGUCCUCUUCAGCCUCAGUGAGCGGGACCACGGAGGAUUCCUCGACUACCGUGGACAGAGCCUGCAGUGGUAGAAGGAACCACCAGGGUUCAUGUUUAGCUGCCAUGAGGUGUUUGAAUAAAUGGAGGAAGCUGCACAAUCAGGUCUCAGUGUCUGAACAUCUGCAAGUAAAAA
Cyprinodon tularosa is the source of this 907-nucleotide messenger RNA. RefSeq lists its product as uncharacterized. The transcript is spliced from 7 exons. The coding region runs from base 51 to 806 and encodes 251 amino acids. The record is from RefSeq and is a predicted model, not a curated record. NCBI's taxonomy places the organism in Eukaryota, Metazoa, Chordata, Actinopteri, Cyprinodontiformes, Cyprinodontidae. Gene Ontology annotation, molecular function: oxidoreductase activity.